This is a messenger RNA of Zootoca vivipara (common lizard), 2842 nucleotides long. The record is from RefSeq and is a predicted model, not a curated record. NCBI's taxonomy places the organism in Eukaryota, Metazoa, Chordata, Lepidosauria, Squamata, Lacertidae.
AAUUCACCAAUGGACUCACAUGGGGAGAAACCAUUUAAAUGCAUGGAGUGUGGAAAGAGCUUCACUUCAAAUGGAAAACUUAUAAUUCAUCAGCGGACUCACACAGGGGAGAAACCAUUUAAAUGCAUGGAGUGUGGAAAGAGCUUCAGUAGAAGUGACAGCCUUAAUUUACAUAAUCAAACUCACACAGGGGGAAAAACAUUUGAAUGUACAGAGUGUGGAAAGAGCUUCAGUAGAAGUGACAGCCUUAAUUUACAUAAUCAAACUCACACAGGGGGGAAAACAUUUGAAUGUACAGAGUGUGGAAAGAGCUUCAGUCAAACUGGAAAACUUAGAAUUCAUCAACAGACUCACACUGGUGAGAAACCAUUUAAAUGCAUGGAGUGUGGAAAGAGCUUCAGUCGGAGUGGACACCUUAGAAUUCAUCAACGGACUCACACAGGGGAAAAACCAUUUAAAUGCAUGGAAUGUGGAAAGAGCUUCAGUAGAAGUGACAGCCUUAAUUUACAUAAUCAAACUCACACAGCGGAGAAACCAUUUAAAUGCAUGGAGUGUGGAAAGAGCUUCGAUGAGAGUGGAGACCUUAGAAUUCAUCAACGGACUCACAUGGGGGAGAAACCAUUUACAUGUAUAGAGUGUGGAAAGAGCUUCAGUCAGAGUGGAGACCUUAGAAUUCAUCAACGGACUCACACAGGGGAAAAACCAUUUAAAUGCAUGGAGUGUGGAAAGAGCUUCAGUCAGAGUGGACACCUUAAAAUUCAUCAACGGACUCACACGGGGGAGAAACCAUUUAAAUGUAAGGAAUGUGGAAAGAGCUUCAGUAGAUGUGACAGCCUUAAUUUACAUAAUCAAACUCACACAGGGGAGAAACCAUUUGCAUGCAUGGAGUGUGGAAAGGGCUUCACUUCUAAUCAAGUACUUAGAACUCAUCAACAGACUCAUACGGGGGAGAAACCAUUUCAAUGCAUGGAGUGUGGAAAGAGCUUCAGUCAGAGUGGAAACCUUAGAAUUCAUCAACGGACUCACACAGGGGAGAAACCAUUUCAAUGCAUGGAGUGUGGAAAGAGCUUCAGUGGGAGUGGACACCUUAGAAUUCAUCAACGGACUCACACGGGGGAGAAACCAUUUAAAUGUAAGGAAUGUGGAAAGAGCUUCAGUAGAUGUGACAGCCUUAAUUUACAUAAUCAAACUCACACAGGGGAGAAACCAUUUGCAUGCAUGGAGUGUGGAAAGGGCUUCACUUCUAAUCAAGUACUUAGAACUCAUCAACAGACUCAUACGGGGGAGAAACCAUUUCAAUGCAUGGAGUGUGGAAAGAGCUUCAGUCAGAAUGGAAACCUUAGAAUUCAUCAACGGACUCAUACGGGGGAGAAACCAUUUAAAUGCAUGGAGUGUGGAAAAAGCUUCAGUCAGAGUGGAAACCUUAAUUUACAUAAUCAAACCCACACAGGGGAAAAACCAUUUGAAUGUAUGGAGUGUGGAAAGAGCUUCACUUGUAGUGGAACACUAAGAAGACAUAAAUGGACGCACACAGGGAAAACCAUUUAACUGUAUAGAGUGUGGAAAGAGCUUCAGUCAGAGUGGAGACCUUAGAAUUCAUCAAUGGACUCACACAGGGGAGAAACCAUUUAAAUGCAUGGAGUGUGGAAAGAGCUUCACUGAGAGUGGACUUCUUACGCUCGAACAGGGUGGCCUCUAGGAGUUCCGGCCCCCAUGGGUGCUCGGCCCAGACGCGAGUUCCAUGAUUUAAGAGAAACAAUUGGAUUUAAAUUCAUGGACAUGCUUCAAAAAAACGGGGGAGAAGAUACCGCCAGGAAUUCCAGCUUCUGAGUGAUAAGAGAAUCAAGGAAAUACCACAUCAAGGGGGGAAAAGAAUGAUCUGGACAGAAGGAAAAGGGAAGCGAAACCUUUUAUUUUCUACUAUUGUAAUUCAGCCCGUUGAGUAAACGGGCACUAGAACAUCCCAGUGGUUAGAGAACAUGGGUGUGCAAUUAUCAUAGAAUUGUAUAGAGUUGGAAGGGAACCCUAGGGGUCAUCCAGUCCAAUCCCCUUGCAGCCCACCCAUAAGGUAUUUCCCUGUUCCUCCUUCCUUGCUGCAGCGCCUCAAGUUUCCGCUCUGAAUCCCUGCAGAGCCAGUGGCUAGAGAACAUGGGUGUGCAGUGAUCGUAGAAUUGUAUAGAGUUGAAAGGUACCCCCAGGGGUCAUCCAGUCCAACCCCCUGUAAUGCAGGAGUCUCAGCCAAAGCAUCCCUGACAGAUGACCCCAUCCAACCUCUGCUUGGAAACCUCCAACAUUAACCUAUCUCUGCUUCACUUCUCCCCCCCCAAAUCCCCCCCAAUUAUCAUAGAAUUGUGUAGUUGGUAGUUGGAAGGGAACCCCAGGGGUCAUCCAGCCCAACCCCCAGCAGCCCAUACGAUAUUCCCUCCCUCCCCCCUCUGCUGCAGCACCUGAAGUUUCUCCAGAGCCACCCUAUCCACCCUUCCCCCCUCAGAACGACAAUUAUUUUUCGCCAACCCUCCCCGCCCCCAAUAUCAAUAUCAGCAGCCACAACAUGCCUCCCCACCCCCACCUUAAUAGUCGCAGCGUGACACACACACACACACCACCCCUUUUCCCGCCUCAGUUUCCCCUCAAUAUCUCCCCACACACAAAGUAACCCACUACCCUCCUUCCCCGACCUGCUUCAGUUUCCCCUCCCCUCGAGUCCUUUCCCCUCCCCACGAAGGGUCGUGGGGUGAUACCUCAUAUCUAUUUCUUCCCCUCCCUCCCUCCCUCUCACCUGGUACAAAGUUUUUGAAAGCAGCCUCCUCCUCACGCUUGUGAGGCGCUUGUCCGGCCAGGA